AUGAUAAGUUUAAUUAAAGGAAUUUGGCAAAAGUAUUUUGAUCCUCCUGUCUUUAAAAUUUUAAUUAUUGGAUUAGAUGGAGCUGGUAAAACAGUAAGUGUUUAUUAUAUAUAGACAUUAUUAAAUAAAUUAAAACAAUUAGCAAAACAUCCAUUUAUACAAUUUGAUAAAAUACCAAAAACUGUUGGUCUGAAUAUUACAGAGAUUGAUUAUAUGGCUUCUAAUAAAUCUAUAAAUAAGAAAUAUAAAGUAACUUAUUGGGAUUUAGGAGGGUCUCAAACCUAAAGAAGCAUCUGGAAAAAAUACUAUGGAGAAUGUCAUGGCAUAAUUUUUGUAGUAGAUGGAAAUAAAUCUGAGAGAUGGGAUGAAGUGAGAAACUGUUUUAAGUAUUUUAUACUUCUCAUAUUUUGGUGAGGUUUUAAGUGAUAAGGCUCAUGAUUAAGUACCAAUUUUGAUUUUAGUCAAUAAUCGACAGAAUAGAGAUAGUGGGAUUUGUAUUAAAAUAAAAGAAUUGAUCUAAAAUAAUACAGAUAGAUUUUUAAACAUUUAGGAAGUGAAUAUUGUAGAUAAGUAUAAAUUAAUAUCAUAUGCAGCACUAAUGUAGUUGAAUCUGUAAAAUUACUACACAAUGAGAUUGGGCAGUUAUUUCAGCUGUAUAAUUGA
Paramecium pentaurelia is the source of this 663-nucleotide messenger RNA. The record is from the annotation of a GenBank genome assembly. Lineage: Eukaryota; Ciliophora; Oligohymenophorea; Peniculida; Parameciidae.